Loxodonta africana (African savanna elephant) is the source of this 932-nucleotide messenger RNA. RefSeq names its product HDGF like 3 (gene HDGFL3). The transcript has 6 exons. Lineage: Eukaryota; Metazoa; Chordata; Mammalia; Proboscidea; Elephantidae. The coding region runs from base 44 to 655 and encodes 203 amino acids. The record is from RefSeq and is a predicted model, not a curated record.
CUUCGGCGGCGACCAAGGGCGACCGGGAACGGGAGCGGCCGGGAUGGCGCGUCCGCGGCCCCGCGAGUACAAGGCGGGCGACCUGGUCUUCGCCAAGAUGAAGGGCUACCCGCACUGGCCGGCCCGGAUUGAUGAACUCCCAGAAGGAGCUGUGAAACCUCCAGCAAAUAAGUAUCCUAUCUUCUUUUUUGGCACCCAUGAAACUGCAUUUCUAGGUCCCAAGGACCUUUUUCCAUAUAAGGAAUACAAAGACAAGUUUGGAAAGUCAAACAAACGGAAAGGAUUUAAUGAAGGAUUAUGGGAAAUAGAAAAUAACCCAGGAGUAAAGUUUACUGGAUACCAGGCAAUUCAGCAACAGAGCUCUUCAGAAACUGAGGGAGAAGGCGGAAAUACUGCAGAUGCAAGCAGUGAAGAAGAAGGUGACAGAGUAGAAGAAGAUGGAAAAGGCAAAAGAAAGAAUGAAAAAGCAGGCUCAAAACGGAAAAAAUCAUAUACUUCAAAGAAAUCCUCUAAACAGUCCCGGAAAUCUCCAGGGGAUGAAGAUGACAAGGACUGCAAAGAAGAAGAAAACAAAAGCAGCUCUGAGGGUGGAGAUGCCGGCAAUGACACAAGAAACACAACUUCAGACUUGCAGAAAACCAGCGAAGGGACUUAACUGCCAUAGAGAAUGCUGCAUAUUAAGAGAAACCACAAGAAGGUUACACGUCUGGUUGUCCAGUAUUCUUGGAUUUGAUAUGAACCAACACUUAGGCAUUGCUGUCAUUGACAGACCCCCGUUUGUAUGUACAUUAUUCACAUUCCUCUCUGUUGUGUUUGGAAAAAAACCAGACAUUUUAGCCUUUUUUAAGGUUAUUGAUUUAAUUUUAUUUGGUUGCAUGAAGUUGCCCUUAACCACUAAGGAUGAGGAAGAUUUUUGCACAGACUUAUACAUG